UAUCCUAAAAUUUAACCUGGCAUCACUGAUCGAUAAGGAAUAGAAAAAGUUAGACCGAUUUUUUCAAGCACUGUUUUUAGAAAAAAUAACGUGUUAUAUUCAGUGAAAUUAGUGUUGGAUCAAUUUCUAAAAUAAACAAGUUUUGAAGAUGUUCAUGGCGGGCUAUUUUCGAAAAAAUAACCUCGAAACAAAGGUUUCUAUUCAUGAAAAAAUUAUGAACUAUAAGAGGCAUUAUAAUAAGGAUCCGCUCAUCAUCGUUGACCUAAUGUAUUAUGAUCAACUAGGAGGCUACCUGCAUAGGAGUGGGGUCAAUGCUAAGAUGGCCGAUCUCUGUGGGAUCUCUCGCCAACGGGUGCAACUGCUUGAGGACUUUGUAGCGUCGAUAAAGGGCUGGGGAGCGGAACUGCUGUUCGUUACCAAUGGGCCAUAUCUGGAUGUUAGUGGUCAGAUUGUACCAGAUGAGGAUGAUAACAAAGGAAGCAGUAAAGACUGGCGCUACGAUUUGCAGUGCGCUAUAGUUGACUAUUUGGAUAGAGCGCACUAUAGUCAGGUGGCGGAAGACGCGAAAUUCAUACCCAUCGAGCGAGUCUGGACUGAGUCCAUUGGAAAGAUUGCUCGAAAAUACGGAAAAGUUUUGUGGGCGUGGGAUAACACCCGCCACCAAGAGAUUGCCAAACUUGCGACGGUACACGAAGCCAUGGCAAUUAUUACGAAAAACUAUGCGCUAUUGCUAUACAGCGGGCUAGCACUCCCAAAAUUUAAAAUGUGGUCGCUGGUCGACUGUACUUCGACGAAAAUGGAAACAAUAGAGUACGAUCCGCUAAUUAUUAGAAGAACGUUAAGUUUAACAACUAAGCAAAUGCGAUUGUUGGGGGCCAUAUGUGACUGGUACUACAAUACGGCCUCUUUCUAUUCAUUUCUUGACCGCAUAAACGUGCCUAACGAUAGACGCACGAUGUUCAGAGAUCUCGCAGCUUACGUUAAGAAAACUGCCGGAAACUUGCAAGAGUUGGACUAUCUCAAAAUAGCACGUGAUUUUUUCGGCGAACAGAAGUAUUUUGAUAAAUUUGAUGAUUUCAAAACGGUCUGUGAGAGCUAUAAUAUUAACAAGAUAACGCUGUCCACGGAUCAGAAUAACGACUCAAUAAGUAUGCAGCUUAAAAAGCAAGACUCGUUCAAUUAUGACAUUUACCAUGGUAUAUUGUUCACCUGCUCAAUAACAUUUGUCGAUUAUCGGUUUUGGCAGCAGCAUGGGAUUGAUUUCUAUGAAUUAGCCGUCAAUAUAUAUCAACGCAUAAGCGGAGUUAUUCUUCAGCAUAAGAAAGACCGGUCUCUUGUACGGUAUGUCAAGAUCAAGCGGAGUCACACGGAACAGUACGAUAUGGCAGAAUUGAAACCAGAAUAUCCUGAAAAAUUAUGUAUUCCUUCAUUGGAUUAUCUGUUCUCGCUCAAUGGACUGACAUUGACAACCAUACCGGAUUUCAACAUGCGCUUGCUCGAGUUCGUCACCGGAAUGACACUGUGCAGAGAUGCUUUCGAUUUCUUCUGUAAAACUGAUCAACGAUCCUAUCUGCAAGACAGUGUGACUCUUUGCUAUAUGGUAGAGUUGCAUAUGCUGGAACGUUUCGAAGCUGAUAUCAUGCUGAUAGGCAUUCACAAGUGCCGUCGAGAGCCUGUACCGGAAGUUGAUCUUCCAAAGAACUUACAUUUACGUGCGUUCCAUUUGUAUUUCACCUACGUCAAGAUGCGUACGUUCAUUAAGCAUAUCUUCUACAGUGCUGGAUUGGACGACUCGUUCAUGGACGAAAACUAUCUGGACGGGGUCAUAUACCAGAAAUUGUACCAACGAUGGAUCGUCGAAGGCGAAACAGUAGAAUUCAGCAGAGAAGUCAGUCGAGUUGAGCGCUACCGAUUGUAUUAAUGUUCGAGACGUGCUACCGAGUAGUGUUACGCCCUGGAAUUGCGUAUUUUCAGAUAUUUUUUUUUAAAUUUAUAAUAUUUUCAUAUAUUCUGUUUUGUAAGACUGUUCGAAUUGUUUGUAAUAUUUUCAAUGUUUUUUCAAUAUUAAUUUCUGUGAGUAAUGUUGAGCUGGAAUUAAAACUGUUGACGUGAUUAGUGAAACUAUCUUUAGAAGGGCAUGCUCAGGAGUUUAAAGAAUGUAAACUGAUCUGAAGCUCACAUACUGCCAGUUAGAUAUCACGAUACAUUUCUAAUUACCAAAUUCAGCGCUUAUAUUCGCUGUCGAUCUGUUUCAUUAAAAAUAUUUGAACUUUUGUUUUGAAUUCGAGAAUAGCGAGUAAGUUUUUAUUUAGUUUCACUAAACCACAAUAUCAAAAGUUUGUUAUACGUAACGCAAAAAAGCCUAAAAAUUAAAAUCGAAGUAGAAUGCAUAAAACAUAUUUUAAUCCACUUAAUAGUUCAAUGAUAUUUAACUUCAGUUCGCUUUCACAUCUCAUCCAAGUCAGUCGAUAAAUCAAAACCGCUUACGUUCGGGGCGGAAGAAACCUAGUACAGUAUUGUGUAGUGAACAAUAGAACGACCUCGAAAUAAGUAAACCAAACGAACAAAUGCUACCGCCGACACGAAAGAAUACCAUUGUUGUUCAGACAGUGCAAAAUUCGACCUUCGA
Molecule: messenger RNA, 2629 nt
Organism: Malaya genurostris
Lineage: Eukaryota; Metazoa; Arthropoda; Insecta; Diptera; Culicidae
Exons: 6
Coding region: 149-1921 (590 amino acids)
Source: RefSeq, a predicted model, not a curated record